This is a messenger RNA of Loa loa (African eye worm), 954 nucleotides long. RefSeq lists its product as hypothetical. Bases 1 to 954 code for a protein of 317 amino acids. Gene Ontology annotation, molecular function: mRNA binding. The record is from RefSeq and is a predicted model, not a curated record. The transcript is spliced from 6 exons. NCBI's taxonomy places the organism in Eukaryota, Metazoa, Nematoda, Chromadorea, Rhabditida, Onchocercidae.
AUGACAACGGCAGCAUUACCACAGAUAAAUAAUUCGGCAUUAACGACUCAGCAACUGAAUUUACUUAGCACAGCUUCAGCAGCGGUAUCAACCCAUUUGACUGGAAAUAAAAUAUCGCCGAUCUGUUCCACUUCGGUAGUAAUGUUUAAUUCUGGAUGUCAGCCACUACAGCAGCAUAUAAAUUUAACCAGUCAAUAUAACCAGCCAAUACCAAUGCUCCCAUCAGCUACGAAUACAUUCGAAGGCAUCCCAAUAUUCCUUCUCUCUCAGUCGUCUUCAAGUUCUCCCACAGGCGCUUUAUACUACAAUCCAUAUCAGCGAUCUAUCACCGAAUCGAGAGCAAAUAUGUGUCCAAGAAGUCAGUCACCAAAAGUGAACACGAAUAAGAAUUUCCAUGUAUUUGUUGGCGACCUUGCGACCGAAGUAGACAGUUGUACGCUGAAAGCAGCCUUUGAAAGUUUUGGAGAAAUUUCUGAGGCCAAAGUGAUCAGAGACCCUCAAACACUGAAAUCUAAAAGUUAUGGCUUUGUGUCAUUCGCUGUCAAGGAAAAUGCGGAGAAAGCCAUCGAAAAAAUGAACGGUCAGAUGAUUGGACGACGACCAAUACGUACAAACUGGGCAGUACGCAGAUUUGAUGGGGGCGAGGAGUAUGCCAUGAAGCCACCGACAUACGAUAAUAUAUUCAACGCAACCCAUGCUACCAACACAUCCGUCUAUGUAGGCGGCAUUUCGCCUGCUACCACAGAUGAAGAACUUAUGCAACCGUUUUCCGCAAUUGCUACUGUCACCGAAGUGAGAUUAUUCAAACAACAGGGAUAUGCAUUCGUACGAUAUUUGACUAAGGAUGCUGCCACUCGAGCCAUCAUGUUUAUGCACGGAAAAGAGAUAAACGGUCAGAAAAUAAAAUGCAGUUGGAGUCGAACAGUUACGGAAAAUAAGGUAAUUAUAUUUUGA